CUCGUUCGCCACACGUUCGCAGUCAUCAUCGAAUCCGAAAAGCGGCUGGGUUGUGUGACUGGACGGAGUUUUUAAGCUAUUUUGCAGCUUAAAAAAAGAACAAUCGCCUCGCUUGACGGGAAAAAAAAGUGUGUCAUCGGUCCGUGUCGCGUGUGUAUUUUGCAAUAAACCUUAAAGCAACCCCCUCCGGAGUGAAACUAAGGUGAGGAAAGGAUACUCGCUCUGCCGUCAAAAAGUGACCCAUCCCCGGGAUUGGGACGCGAAUCAUCAUCACUCGUUUGGAAGUUUUUCUCCGCAAAAGCCGCCCCCGGAAAGCAGUCAGAAGAAGAGAUACCUCUUAAGAUUGGGCUGAGAAGAUAGUGCACAAGAAAGAGAUAGCCUGUGGCUGUGUGUGACCGUAUACGAAAAAAAAGUGCUGAGUGUUCUGUUGGGUUACAUGUUUGGCCGAAAUUUGCUGGCCUUUCCGGUGUUCCCUUGGUGUCCCUGAGAUUGUUGGACCCACGCCUCGGUUCACGGGUUCCGGAUAGUUCCGGUAGUUCGGCUCGGAUAGUUGCGCUACACAUAGAACAAGAACGCAAACGACGACCGAAUUGAUGAGGAGAAGCUGAACGAGAUUCCAAAAUGAUUCUGCUCGAGAUCAAUAACCGGAUUGUGGAGGAAACCCUGACUGUCAAGUACAAGAAUGCUAUCGCUGGCAACAAAGCGGAAUCCAUCGAUGUCACUGUAGCGGACUUUGACGGUGUGUUAUUUCACAUUUCCAACAUCAACGGCGACAGAACCAAAGUGAGAACGAGCAUAUCGCUGAAGUUCUACAAACAGCUACAAGAGCACGGAGCGGACGAACUGCUGAAGCGAGAGUAUGGAGACCUGCUCAUCACACCAGAGGACGGCUACAACGUUUCGGUUCUGGUCGACCUGGAGCAGAUCCCCGACAACUGGGAGGAAAUUGUGCGAAAGAUCGGUCUACUGAAACGAAACUGCUUCGCGUCGGUGUUUGAAAAGUACUUCGACUUCCAGUCGCAGGGCGAAGGAGAAGGCGAAGGCCAGAAGCGGGCGGUGAUCAACUACCGAAAUGACGAGACGAUGUACGUGGAAGCAAAGUCAGACCGGGUGACGGUUGUGUUCAGUACGAUAUUCCGCGACGAGGACGACGUAGUGUUAGGCAAGGUAUUCAUGCAAGAACUGCGCGAAGGAAGGCGGGCAUCACACACGGCACCGCAGGUGCUCUUUUCCCACAGGGAACCUCCACUGGAGCUGGCCAACACCGGAGCACGGGUAGGGGAAAACAUCGGAUACGUUACGUUUGUUUUAUUUCCAAGGCAUACAUCAAAAGAAACACGUGAUAACACAAUUAAUCUAAUUCAUAUGUUCCGUGAUUACUUGCAUUAUCAUAUUAAGUGUUCGAAAGCGUACAUCCACUCGCGAAUGCGGGCAAAAACGUCGGAAUUCCUGAAGGUGCUAAACCGUGCUCGUCCCGAGCCGAAAAAUACAGAAAAGAAGACCAUUACCGGGCGAACAUUCAUCAGAAAGGAAUGAUUUUGGAACUCAUCGGACAUCUAGUUGUUAAAUGUGUAAGUAAAUAUUUACUAAAAUAAAGCUUGGUCGGAAUUGAGCCGGAACGCAUUGUACUUGAAUCGAGCUACACGAUGAAAUAAGUUGUGAACAGAUGGUAAAUAUUCGCAAUGGUACGGAGAUAUCGACAUUAGAAGUGUUUUUUUCCAAUAUUCAAAACCAUGUGGGUUAAUCAAGUGGAGUUAACUUGGACUGCUUUUUAGUAAUACACUUCAACUUCUUUUUACGACUGGCCUAAUCAAAUUAUGAGAAAAUUAUGUUGCAAAAGGUAUUAACGGAAUCUGUUCACCACUUAUCGAAAAAUGUGGUAAUGAGAGAGUAGACGGAUAUGCCGUAAAAAGAGGUUGAAGUGUACUUAGUUUCACUGCAGUAGUGCACUGAAAAAAGAUAUGUGGAAAGAUAAUGUUUUCUCAAAUAUUUGUUUUACUAUAUUUUCCAAUUAGACUUCACGUAUUUCGGAAUAAAGUAUCUGAUAAUGCGCACAUCUAAACAUUUAGGUUUUAUUCGAGUGCUUGCCACGCAAUUUUUGUGCAGAAAUUCCAUGUUUGUAUGUCACUAAUGGUUUUGCUUUAUCUGAAACAUAGGAUAUUCUUUGUUUGCUUCGUAACUUAUACCAUCAAUAAACCUGAUUCAAUUAUAAUCGUUCGUGUUCUUUUCUUAUAUCCAAGCUGUGAGAAGCAAGUAAAUGGAAAUCGAAUUGAAACAGCAGUGAUUUUGCGAAUCCAAUCACAGAUAUAUGAACUGGCGGAAAAGGGUUUCCCCUUUCCAUUGUGCAAAUAUUAUGAGUGUAAAUGUAAAUGUUAUGUGCAUGAAAGUAUCGCCAAGGAAAAUAGUGAUAAAAAGGAGCAUUCAAAUGAACGCGAGAUAAAACAUUUAGCCGGUAGCAGAACUCAAAAACUAUUCAUUUGGAAAACAAAAUCAUCAUAGAAAUAUUAGCAGUCAAAUUCCUUAAUCGUCGCUGCCAACAUCGAGUAAAACUAACCGUUACUGUAAAACUAACUAGAAUUAAUGCCAGAAGUCCAGCCGACUUCAAAUCGUUGUCCGCGGGUCAGCAUAUUACAGGUUCUAUUCCGGUUUCGUGCACCAGAAAUAUUAUGGUCUCAUGACAUGCUUAUAGUGAAUCCUUCUUCCCAUGUCCAUCCACCUUUUCCUAUAAUGUAGAAAACAGCUAUCCUAAACUUAUUACCACUUCAACAACAAUCCUACUUUACUUCGUGACAAAAAAUGCCUGUUAGUGUUUAUGCUAUUUAAUACUUAGCAACUUGUUUGUCAAAUGUUCAGCUUCUUGAAAUUUUGAAAUUCGUUCAAAGCUAAAUGUCUGAUAUAUAAAAUCCAUGUAUGACAAACAGGUUGCAAAGUGUAUAGCCAGGGUAACAAUUAAGUAGAAAAUCACUUCAUAAAAAAACCCUCUAAACACAUUAGGAAAAAGAUCGGAAGGCAGAUACAUCACAUAUUCCAACUUGAAAUCUUUCUCCUAUACUGCAAACUUAACGCUAACAACGCCAACCUUUCCUUAGAUGCAGAUACACCUAUUUGUUACACUUUUGGAAUGAUAGAUUGCCAAUGUAGUGGAAUAAAUAGAGGCCUGCCACCCAGCAGGUAAAAGAGGUAGGAAAAAUUAGUCUGAUUUAAAAACAAAAUGAGUGCAGGUGGGAAAAAUUACGGAAAUUAUUGAAGAGAGCAAGCGACGGUGGCACUACUAGGUAUUUCACGAAAGCUGUAUAAGACGCAUAACGAGCAAUAAAUAGAGCUCCUCUCCUCCUUCUCCAAUGACUGUACUAACCUAAGAAGUGCGCAAAAAUUAAUCCGGAAAAGUGUCGCACAAUUCGGAGAUUGUACCCGUCCCAGCAGGGAGUAACUAUACCGUAUGAUAAAAUGCACGAUCGUGCUUAACGGCAUGGAUGCUUGAACAAACGCCCCCAAAUGUAGUUUAAAACUUUUUAUCAAGAUCGAUAGCUCUAAGAAAUUGAAGCAAGCAAGAUAUACAACCAUACUAAACCAAUGUUGUUUAUGAGUAGUCAGUUAUAAUGUUUAUAAUAUGAAAGAGCAGAUAAAUCUGUAAAGUUGUAUUUUGAAACUGAGAAAAGAAAAGUCGAUUAGGUAGUAUUAGCAAUAGGUUUGAUGACCUCGAAAAGAAACGUCUUUUUUGUAUUAUAACAUCAGUCUAUGAGCAAAUGCAAAAUUUGCCUGAAAUUCUUGGAGAGACAACGGAGUGUAUGAUUCUACUCCCCCUAAUGCAUACAUUAACACGAAAACACGCUUAUCCCUAAAUAAGGAUAACAUUAUAAAAUUAAUAGUAACAGCAUGUUUGGUGAUUCAACAAUUUCUAUUUCUCUUCAUGACCAUUCAUAAUAAGUUAGAGAAAAAAUGCGUUUAUUUUAUGGGACAUUAAAUGAAAAGAAAAAAAAACAAUGAUCAAAACCGGUAUAGGGCAUAUAGUAAACCGUUAGAAUACACUAAUUCAAAGUGCGAACAAAUUCAGAAAACAGCAUGUUAAAUAGCGAUACGUUUCGAAACUAUAAAACGAUGGGGAAACAAAUUAAAUUUAAUAAAAGAAAUGUAAGAUACA
Molecule: messenger RNA, 4141 nt
Organism: Aedes aegypti (yellow fever mosquito)
Lineage: Eukaryota; Metazoa; Arthropoda; Insecta; Diptera; Culicidae
Gene: Arpc2
Product: probable actin-related protein 2/3 complex subunit 2
Exons: 7
Coding region: 622-1536 (304 amino acids)
Biological process (GO): Arp2/3 complex-mediated actin nucleation; actin filament polymerization
Cellular component (GO): Arp2/3 protein complex; actin cytoskeleton
Molecular function (GO): actin filament binding; structural constituent of cytoskeleton
Source: RefSeq, a predicted model, not a curated record